Molecule: messenger RNA, 2646 nt
Organism: Orbicella faveolata
Lineage: Eukaryota; Metazoa; Cnidaria; Anthozoa; Scleractinia; Merulinidae
Source: RefSeq, a predicted model, not a curated record
CAAGUGAACCAUUUUUGAAAUAACCAGCUUAAAUAUCAUGGGCGGUUUGUGAGUCAUUAUCUGUUACAUGAAUUGUGACAAGUUGUCGUGUUUUGCAUUCAAUUUAAUUCCCUUCGCAAGGAGCGGGAAAGAGCUUAAUUACACCUAUUUCUUAGUACAAUAGAGUCUUUGUCAAGUCAUUUGCAAUUUCUGUUUUGGAAUUCAUACUUCGGUUAAAACAAUUGUUUGAUGUUCUGAGGGCCACAUCAAUAUUAUAACUUGGAUGUGGUUAAAUCGUCUUUGGUGAAGUAAUCACGUCUUAGGGUAUUCAGGAUGUACUUGGGUUUCCUUUCUAAAAUAACAAUGACAGUCCUUUCGUUGUUAUCCAAACUUUGCUAUUUUUGUUUAGUUUUCUUUGGGAGAAUCAAAAUAAUUCAACUGAUAGAAAACAAUUAUAAACAUUUAACAUUCUUAUAAAGGUCAAUUUUCUGUUCCCUUUUAUAAUUUACAUGUUAUAGCUAUCACCUUCAGCAUUAAGCUAACUUACAGUAUGAUUUCUUUUUAUGAAAUCAGCUUUUUUGCUUCUAAGAAAAUGAAAUACCCAGAGGGUUGUAGUCAUAUUUUCGGUUCCAUCACUAUCACUCAAUCAGAUUCAGCCCUCAAGUUAUUUUUGGUCGUGAUCCUGCCAAUAUAAAAAGAGCUUUUAUUGUUGUUGUUAUCCAGCUGUUUGUUUUCAAGUCAUGGUUUUAAACUAGGGCUAUAGAUUUUAUGAUCUUGAAGUAUUUCUUUGAUGUUAAACAUUAUGCAAUGCUCUGCUUGUUGGCAAAUACUCGGCAUGCCUAUUAUUUACUGAUUUUUAUUACACAAACAUUUUUUGGAAGUUAAUUACAUUUAUGUAUGAAAAUAAGUAAUGCUAAGUGAGAUGACGUGUCUGCAGUGUAGCCCGGUGAGCAAAGCUUGCAAUAGAUCAUAAAUGUUCAAACUACCCAUCAUGGUCAAGUCAGUAAGACAUGUUUCUGCUUGCAUGCUCUCUUUCUCCUUUGAACAGCAGGAGAUUUGAGACCACAUGCUGAUGGCUUAGUACCUGAGAGAUCAAUGUAGUGUUUGUGACUAAAUACUUGCAUUUGGAAAAAUCAUAAACAAGUAACAAUCAGUUAGAGCAAGGAUUUCUACUGGAGGGCAUGCAUUUUCUUUCUCUUGAAUGUGUGAAUUUAUGUGAAUUCUCAGAACUCUCACACAAGGUGUACAGUUGAUUUUAUUGAAUAACAGCAGUUGUGGUUGUCUUCUUUAAUUUUUGGCUUGUUAUGUUCCAAUUUUGUUUAUGGUGCACUUUGAUCUGCACUUUUCUAAUAUUAAUUUUUAAUUGUGUGACUUUUUUUUUUUCUACAAAUAAAAUACAUAGAUAUAUAUGCUUGCCAAAACAGAAGUCUUAUAGUUACACUUUCAUGCAUAUUUAUAGAAAAAUUAAGGUACUUGUGGGAAAUCUCACGGUCAUCACUUGAAAGCUUUUCAUACUUAAUAAUUGCGUGACUGGGUAAUCACAUGUUAGGAUAAUUAGAAUCUCAUAUUGAUCAUGGGAUUAUUGUUUUUUAAGAAACUGUUUUGUGGGCAGGCUUGUGAAAAACACUUAGUAAUACUAGUUUAUUACCAUGAUUGUAGAGUGAAUUUAUUUACUGCAUUUGGGAAUUUUCCUAAAGGGAUGCCACUUGAAAUGUUAUCAAUUGAAAACAUCAUGUUACCUUUAGUUAGCUAUAGACUCCUUGUCGGUAUAAUAAUGCUAUUUGGGCAAGGCUAUGAGAGAUAGACAAAAGACAGUUCACGGUUUGUCCUUUUGGGCUCUCUGGCACUUAGUCCUAUCCACGGACUAUGCCCCUUAUUGAGAGUGGAAUGGAAAUGAAAGAACAUGAUAAAUUGUGUGAUUUAAUAGUAGCACUGUCAAAUCGUAUUGAAGACCAAAGAGCUGAAUUGCCUGUUCUGUUGAGGCCAGAUUCUCGGUAUAUACCGUCAUUGGUUAUUGAAAAGAUAGACGUCAAUCACGAAGCUGAAGAGAGUGAUAUUUCAAAAGAAGAAGAAGAAACUGAUCCAGAAGAGGAGAAAGAGGAUACAAUGCCGAGAGAUCUUGACCCUGUCAGAGAGGUGUUGGCGGCAGGUGGACCUUAUCCUUUAGUGGUUCUGCCUGUUGGGGGUGAAUACUGGUUGGAAGGAAGUAACCAUUCUAACAUUAAUGGCAACAAUUUCAAGCAUCUUGACUGCAAGAUUGAGACAAGUAAUGUCAUCCAGAGUUACAGGAGGGAUUUCAUUGGAAAGGAACAUCUGAACUUCAUUUGUGAUGAUGAGAAACUUGGUCCUGUUAUCUUGUCUGUAAAGCAAGAGAUUGAAAAGCUGGAUGGCUGUGACACACAAGGAUUUAUCAGAGUUAUUUUAAGAACAACUGAAAAGACUAUUGCAGACUCUCUGCCAAUAGAAAAUCUAUCUGAAAAUCCCAGUCCAAGGGAGAUUACUAAGUAUCUUCUUGGGGAGGAUGCAGACAAUGUGGAUCAAUUUCAAGUUUUGGCUCAUCCUAAGGUACAUAAUUAUCAUAAUCGCACUAGACAUUGUAAUGCAGUUAUAUUGAAUUUAAUGUAGAGUCAACAACAAGGAGGACCAUGGAGGAAACGAUCCAUAUAU